Molecule: messenger RNA, 4188 nt
Organism: Eucalyptus grandis
Lineage: Eukaryota; Viridiplantae; Streptophyta; Magnoliopsida; Myrtales; Myrtaceae
Product: polyprotein of EF-Ts, chloroplastic
Biological process (GO): mitochondrial translational elongation
Cellular component (GO): mitochondrial matrix
Molecular function (GO): protein binding; translation elongation factor activity
Source: RefSeq, a predicted model, not a curated record
AUAAGAUAAGAUUCCAAAGUCCCACCUUUCAUUUCCCUCUCCUUCCAACCGUCAUCUUCUUCAUCUUCUCCUUCUUCGCCACUCCGCUGAGCUCCGGCGCUCUCCAACCAGCGCCAGCUCAUCUCCACCAUCCCCGCGGUUCCAGUCCGCGGCGGCGGCGGCGGCGGCGGCGGCGGCGGCGGCGGCUCUCUGUCCGCCGGCCUCCGGUUCUGCGGUUCGCCGAAUUCCGGUGAAGCAAAAAUAAGCAGCUAUCAUAGCUGCAUAUUGUACAAAAUUUGCAUUAAUCGAAGACAAAAUGACUCCAGUUAUUCCAUCUUCUGUGAGCAAUAUCACCCUUAUUCCUGGAAAUGCCUUUUUGCGAAGGAAGAAUAACCGAUCUACCCAAUGCGGCAUAUCAGGGACACGGCCAACUCGCACCUCAUUCUCAAGAGGACACAAUUUGCCUCUACCAUCAUCCAUCAUAUUGUUUCCAAGAUUGGGGUAUGGGCUGCGUUGCAAAUAUAGGAGUCACAUACUAUUUGCCACAGGAACUGAUGUAGCAACAGAGGAACAAGAGCCUCCUGUUGCAGAGAAAGAUUCAAGUGAAUCAUCUGAAAGCACACCUAGUGAAGUUGAAACGAGCGAGCAAGCCUCUGUCCAACCAGAAUCAAGUUCAAUGCCUGCUCAAGCUAGACGGUCAAAGCCCGCUAGAAAAAGUGAAAUGCCACCUAUAAAGAAUGAAGAAUUGGUUCCUGGGGCAACUUUUACUGGGAAAGUAAGAUCUAUACAGCCAUUUGGUGCUUUUGUUGAUUUUGGAGCUUUCACCGAUGGCCUGGUACAUGUUUCCCAGUUGAGUGACCGCUUCGUUAAGGAUGUUGGAAGUAUUGUCUCUGUUGGACAAGAGGUAAAGGUCAGGUUACUAGAAGCAAAUAAUGAGACAGGGCGGAUUUCUUUAUCCAUGCGUGAAAGUGAUGACACACUGCAAAGGAGAGAUGCUCCUGCAAGUGGCGAUAGGCCUAGACCUUCUAGAAAAAGUAAUGUUGCACAGAAGAGAGAUGAGGCCAGGAAAAGCUCGAAGUUUGUGAAGGGGCAAGAUCUUAAGGGCACAGUUAAGAAUUUAACCAGGUCUGGUGCUUUUAUAUCUCUUCCUGAGGGUGAAGAAGGGUUUCUGCCAACAUCAGAAGAAUCUGAUGAUGGAUUUGUAAGCAUGAUGGGAGGCUCCUCACUUGAGAUAGGUCAAGAGGUUGAAGUUCGAGUUUUACGGAUAUCAAGAGGACAGGCUACAUUGACAAUGAAGAAGGAAGAAAAUCUUAAGAACUUAGAUGCUCAGCUUAGCCAAGGUGUUGUACAUGUUGCAACAAACCCUUUUGUGCUGGCAUUCCAGAACAACAAGGAAAUUUCUGCAUUUUUGAAUGAGAGAGAAAUAUUGGAGAAACCAAUGGCGCCAACUGCUUCUGAUGAAAUACAAGGAAAAGCAGGCAAAAGUGAAACUGCAUCAGUUACUGAAGUGCUGAGUCAACCAGCAGAUAGCAGCGAAACAACAGCUACGGUCCCUUCCACUGUGAAUGGAGAUACCGCAGCUUCUUCAGCUGGUGUGGAUCUGGGAGACAUUAAAGCAGAUGAGGAGUCAACCAGUUCCACUGUUGAUGAUAAGGAAUCAGAAAUUGCGGCUUUGAGCUUGUCACAAAGCGCAGAUGGUGCUACCCAAGCAGCUGUGGAAGAAGCGGAGGUCAGUCCUGAAGCCUUGACUACUGAAGGGAGUGACUCAUCUGUCGAGUUGGUAGCUGAGGGGGCUUCUCCAACGGAUGAAUUGAUACCUGUGGAGGCGGCUCCGAUGGGUGAAUCGGUAGUUGAGGAGGCUGCUCCAAAUGAUGAAAUGACAAGUAAUGAAGUUCCUGAAUCCUCUGGGGAGACAACUAGUCAGCUCUCAUCUUCAGAAAGCCCAACAGCCGAUGAAGUCACAAAGAGUGAACCAGAAAGUGCGGCUUCAAGCUUGUCACAAAGUGUGGAUGGUGCUACCCAAGCAGCUGUGGAAGAAGUGGAGGUCAGUCCUGAAGCCUUGACUACUGAAGGAAAAGAAUCAUCUGUCGAGUUGGUAGCUGAGGGGGCUUCUCCAAAAGAUGAGUUGGUACCUGUGGAGGUGGCUCCGACGGGCGAAUUGGUAGUUGAGGAGGCUGCUCCAAAUGAUGAAAAGACAAGUAAUGAAGUUCCUGAAUCCUCUGGGGAGACAACUAGUCAGCUCUCAUCUUCAGAAAGCCCAACAGCCUACCAAGUCGCAAAGAGUGAAUCAGAUAGUGCCAUACCAAAAGAGGAAGAACAAAUUGAAAAACCUAAAACUGUAGAUGAAGUUGCUGAUGGAGUAUCUGGAAAAGUAAAUGGGCUAGGAACUUCUACGGAUGAAAAGGGCAGCAUGAUUGGCUCAGAUGUGCAGACAGAUGAUUCUUCUCCAGAUGCUAAAGAUGAUGCAAUCCUGUCUUCAGACAGUCAGAGUGAAGAAGUUGAAGAGACAAAACUCGAUAAUGCCACAAAUGAGCCACUUGAACCAAUAUCUUCAGGUGAUUCUGUGGUAUCUUCUGGAGCACCAAUUGAAGAUGUCACCAAGGAAAAUGGCACUGUUGCUGUAUCCAGUGGAAAUGCUAGCAGUGGUUUGCCAAACAAAAGUGGACCAAAAGCCAGUAUAUCACCAGCUCUUGUAAAGCAGCUUCGUGAAGAAACUGGUGCAGGAAUGAUGGAUUGCAAAAGAGCUCUCUCAGAGAGUGGAGGUGACAUUGUGAAGGCUCAGGAAUUCCUAAGAAAGAAAGGCUUAGCUAGUGCAGAAAAGAAGGCCGGUAGAGCAACUGCUGAAGGCAGAAUUGGCUCCUAUGUUCAUGAUAGCAGGAUUGGAGUCCUAAUAGAGGUAAACUGCGAGACGGAUUUUGUCUCUCGGGGUGACAUUUUCAAGGAACUGGUUGAUGAUCUAGCCAUGCAAGUGGCUGCAUGCCCUCAAGUUCAGUAUCUGGUGACAGAGGAUGUCCCAGAAGAAAUUGUCAGCAAGGAAAGAGACAUUGAGAUGCAAAAGGAGGAUCUCUCGUCAAAGCCAGAGCAGAUUAGAGAAAAAAUUGUUGAAGGGAGAAUCAAGAAGAGGCUUGAGGAGUUGGCACUACUGGAACAGCCCUACAUAAAGAACGACAAGAUGGUAGUAAAGGACUGGGUGAAGCAGACAAUUGCUACCAUUGGUGAAAAUAUUAAAGUUAGAAGAUUUGUGCGUCUCAAUCUUGGAGAAGGAUUGGAGAAGAAGAGCCAGGAUUUUGCUGCCGAGGUUGCUGCGCAAACAACGGCAAAACCUCAAGCACCUCCAAAGCAAGAGGAACCUGUAGCUGCCAAAGCCGAGGAAACUGUUCAAAAGCCACCGACGGUAGCAGUUUCUGCUGCACUUGUCAAGCAAUUACGUGAAGAAACUGGAGCGGGAAUGAUGGAUUGCAAGAAAGCUCUCUCUGAAACAGGAGGCGAUCUUGAGAAGGCUCAAGAGUACCUCAGAAAGAAGGGUCUAUCCACUGCAGACAAGAAAUCAAGCCGCCUUGCUGCUGAAGGCCGAAUUGGUUCUUACAUCCACGACUCUCGCAUUGGAGUGCUGAUUGAAGUCAAUUCUGAGACGGACUUUGUGGGUAGAAGUGAAAAAUUCAAGGAGCUGGUCGAUGAUCUGGCAAUGCAAGUGGUAGCGUGCCCUCAGGUAGAGUUCGUUUCCAUCGAUGAAAUUCCUGAGAGCAUUGUGAAGAGAGAAAAGGAGCUCGAGAUGCAGAGAGAGGACCUCCAGUCGAAACCAGAGAACAUCAGAGAGAAGAUUGUGGAGGGACGAAUUUCUAAGAGACUCGGAGAGCUUGCUCUCCUAGAGCAACCGUUCAUCAAGAACGACUCUCUAUUGGUGAAGGACCAGGUGAAGCAAACCAUCGCAGCUCUCGGCGAGAACAUGAAAGUAAGGAGGUUCGUCAGGUUCACUCUCGGGGAGGCAAUUGAAGAUGCCAAGGCAGGAGAUGAAUAGAAUUAGCGGGCCGAAACCACCUUUGGACGAUCGGCGACACCAAUUUUAGGAGAGAGAAUGAGUUUUGAUCUUACAUAUUAAGAUUAUAUCAAAGUUUGAAUUGCAAUGGUAAUUUGUACGGUGUCUCACCGCGACAGCUACAUUUUGGUGACAGACCAUAGAAAGAGAGCUUUAUAUUUCUUUUAUCCUUA